Molecule: messenger RNA, 3259 nt
Organism: Closterium sp. NIES-67
Lineage: Eukaryota; Viridiplantae; Streptophyta; Zygnematophyceae; Desmidiales; Closteriaceae
Source: the annotation of a GenBank genome assembly
ACCUGCAUCUAAGACCAGGCUGGUCUGGUCUAGAGCCUAGACUCGCCGCCAUGGCUAAGGACGACGUUCCACAGAAGGCGAAGCCUUCGCAGCUGGUCUCUAAGAAGUCUCCAGCGCAGGAGCCGGCGAAGAAGAUGAGUCCGGGGGAGGAGAUGGAGAGCGAGUGGCAGCAGAUCGUUGACUACUAUGACCCGGUCAAUGUGGGGAAGCGCGCCGAGGAGGCCAGGAAGAAGGAGCUGCAGGCUCUUCAGUCCGCCAUGGAAGCGAAUCGCGAGCAGGAACAGAUUCUUGAGGACUUCUACGGCAUCAAGCCCAGGCCGAAGCAGUCCCUCGAGGAGCUGGAGCGGGCGGCGGCGGAGGUGGCGGAGGAGGACGAGUGGAAUUUCCCGCAGGACCCGGACAAGUGGACGGAGGCGGACCUCGGCGAGGAGUGGGCGGAAGCCCCCCCCGACGCCAAGGUGCCGUUCUACGACCCGCUUCUCGGGCUCUCCGCGCUCGACGCCGCCGAUGACGAUGCGGACGCCGACGACGGCCGGCGCAGGCGCAAGGCCCCCCGCAAGCAGCAGCGGGCAAAGCUGCCGCACUCGGAGGACCGGUAUGUGCCGUACCGGCAGGGGCUGCCGCCGGUGAACGAGAUGGACGAUGGGAGCUCGGGCGCGCUGAGGGCGCUGGAGGAGCUGGAGAUGGAGGAGGAGUUCCUGCAGUGGGCCUCCUAUGUCUUCCGCGACGGCGCCACGUACGAGGGCACGGUGUGGAACGACAUGGCGCAGGGCAAGGGAGUCUACACCACGCCCCUCGAGCUCUGCAAGUACGAGGGCGAAUGGGUGCAGAACAUGAUGCAGGGCCACGGCGUGCUCUCCGUCGACGUCCCUGCGCGCCUCCCGCCGCCAGACUCCGAGGCGUGGCGGAAGCUGAAGGCGGAGGGGAAGGUGUUUGAGGACGCGGAGAUGAGCGCGGAGGACCGGGAGUGGCUGCGCAUGGAGCUGGAGGACCUCAGCCAGCAGGAGACCGACGCCAAGAAGGCCACCGCCGCCGCUGCCGCUGGCGACGGCACUCUCGCCGUGGCUGACCCCACUGACGCCGUGCCGUUUGAGGACCACCCCGGUUGGCUCAAGGUCUACGGCCGCAAGCCGGAGAAGGGGCACUACGAGUACGCGGGGCAGAUGAAGCAGAACAAGUUCCAUGGCUGCGGUGUCUUCACGCUCAACGGCCGCAUGCACUUCGGCAAGUUCCGCUUUGGGGAGUUUCUGCGCAACAAGGACGAGUGCGACGCCCACACCUCGGGGUUCCAUGCAGGCAUGGCGCGCGUGGCAGCAGCCAAGGCGCGCAUGUUCGUUAACAAGCCCGAUGGGAUGGUGCGCGAGGUGAAGGGGCCGUACAACGAGCCGUCGCACCCAUACCUGUACGACGACGACGACAUGUGGCAGGCGCCCGGCUUCAUCCACGAGUUCCACGAGGUGCCCCCUGUAUGGAAGCGGUAUGCGGAGGAGGUGGACGGCGAGCGUCAGCUGUGGCUCAACUCGUUUAAGAAGGCGCCGCUGCGCCUGCCCUCGCCCUCCGAGCUCUCCUACCUCUGGGACCAGGACGAGGAGUUUGUGGUGCUGCGCAACACGCCUCGCCUGCCUGAGAGGGCGGGGGAGAGCGCGGAAGAGGAGGAGAUGCGGCGGGCGGACAUGCAGGGCGAGGUGCUGGUGCACGUGCCCACCCGGCAGAUCAUCAACUGGACCACCGACGACGAGGGCAAGCUCCGCCUCUUCGUGCAGCCCUUCCCCAAGGACGGCAAGGUUGACCCGUCCAAGGCGCGGCCGCUGCCUCUGGGGUUCGACGAGUUCAUCAAGGGCGAGGAGAUGGAGGAGGAGGAAGACGAGGACGAGGACGAGGAGGAGAGCGAGGAGGCCCGCAGGCUCAAGACGCCCGAGCAGCUGCAGCGCGACGCGGAGCGCAGGCGCGCCAAGGCAGCGGAAGCACGGCGGAGGAAGGUGGCGCGGUGGGAGCGCAGUGUGCGCAACCAGGCGGCGUCGCGGCGGGAGAAGCGUGAGGAGGAGUGGGCGCAGCAGGACGCGGAGGAGGAGGAGCUGCGGCAGCUGGAGGAGGACGAGUGGGAACGCGAGGGCGACCUCAUGGAGGCUGAGUUCGAGGCCCGGCUGGACGCCGCUGAGGGCAUCCUGCCCGAGGGGGGCGAGGAGGAGGACGCGGAGGAGGGAGAGGGGGAGGGGAAGGCCGGUGAGGAGGGUGUUGCGGCUGGGGGAACCAAGGCUGCUGCUGCUGCUGCUGGGUCUGUCAAGGCUGCUGGUGGGGGGGCAGGGGAGGAGGAGGAGUCAGAGAGUGAAAGUGAUGACGAUGAUGAUGACGAUGAUGAGGAGGAGAGGAAGCCAAGGAGCUUUGGGACGGUGGCGAUGGCGGGGAGUGAGGGCAGGGAGGAGGGCAUGGCAGGGGAGGGGUGGCUAAGGGGGCCGGCUGCUGGGAGCAGCACCACUGUGUUCGCUUCCAUCUCGCUCUCCUCUCAGGUGGCCCUACAGCAUGCCCUCCACCACGCAGCGCGCUCCAUCUCCUCCCUGCGCCGCCUCCUCCCCUCCGUCUCCCCUGCUGCUCCACCUGCUCCCUCUGCCACCACCGCGUCCCUCUCCCUCUCCUCCACCCCUGCAGCCUCCCCCUCUCUCCCUCCCCCAGCUGCACUGGCUGUGCGCAUGCCUGCUGGCGUGCCUCUGCUGCCCUCCCUGCGCGCCUCGGCACUGUCCGCAUCUGCUCGCCAUGCGCCUCUUGUGAGGAGCAGCUCUCAUGUGGCUGCCAGAGUCAGCAAGGGCCGGCAGCAGCAGCAGCAAGUGCAGCAGGAGGCAGGGACUGCAGUGGGGAGCGUUUUGUCCCUGGCACUGCCGCUGCCUGCCACUCCCUCGCAUGCUUAGCUUGCCUGAGAUGAGCUGCUGCUAAGCAGUGACCCUAGGUCCAUAGCACCAAACUGGACUUGGAAAUACCUAGCCAGACCAAAGGUUUGAGGUAUGGUUAGUUAUUAGUCAACAAACACUGCAUGGAAUGGGAGUUCUCAGACCACCCUGUCAAAGCCAUGGCUGAAGCCAUCCUCUUUGGGUGGAACAUUUGGCACUGGCAGUCUGAUUGCCGUUGGUGGAAUCAAGAUGCUUGUUUACUGUGCCGUUUCCUUUUCACAGUGGAAGGGACUGAAGCAGUGUUUAGAAGAGGUUGCACUGCACAAGUUACGAAUAGCAGUACAUGAUUCAUGCCGGUAAUUCAUGGAAUCUGUUUC